Molecule: messenger RNA, 3369 nt
Organism: Mercenaria mercenaria
Lineage: Eukaryota; Metazoa; Mollusca; Bivalvia; Venerida; Veneridae
Product: deleted in malignant brain tumors 1 protein-like
Exons: 22
Coding region: 64-3354 (1096 amino acids)
Cellular component (GO): membrane
Source: RefSeq, a predicted model, not a curated record
UGAAGAGUAUACGGUGAUCGCAUAUUUGUGUAUUCCACUUUUGGAAAGAAAACAACUCAGGAAAUGCAUCGAAGAAUAUAUCUAAUUCGUAUUGUGGCAGCCAUGACCAUCACAGUACCUAGUACUGUAUACACUCAGAAUGUGACAAAAGUAAAAUUGUUUGGCGGAUAUUUUCCAUGGGAAGGAACGGUACAAGUAUAUCACAAUGGUGUUUGGGGAACAGUAUGUCACGACAGCUUUAGCACAUACGAAGCAAGAGUGGUUUGUAGAAUGCUCGGUUACAGUACUAGUUAUGCAGUUGCCUACACUGAUAGACACUUUGGGCGAGGUUCGGGACCGAUAUGGCUUGAUGAUCUAGGAUGCAAUGGAAAUGAGCUAAACAUAGACCAGUGUGGCAAGAAUAGCAACAAGUGGGGCAUACAUAAUUGUAACCACAAUGAAGAUGCAGGUGUAAGCUGCGAUAACACACACAUGGAAAUAAGACUUAUUGGCGGCGGAGGUAACUAUGAAGGCACUAUUGAUAUUAGCUAUGCCAGACAGUGGGGUACAAUUUGUGACAGAAGAUUCACCAAUAAUGAUGCAAAUGUAUUCUGCAAAAUGGCUGGCUUUAACGGAGGUGUUGCAGUGAAAGGUGCACAAUUUGGGGAGCUAGACUAUGGUCGGAUUUGGGCUGAAAACCUUAACUGUCAAGGAACUGAACCCAGUAUAAAACAGUGCAGCAGAUACUCUUCUGUCUUUGGAAGCUCAUCAACCUGUAAUCAUUCUAUGGAUGCCGGAGUUAUUUGUGAUCACACCCCAGUACGACUAGUUGGAGGCCAAUACCCGUAUGAAGGUCGCCUGGAAAUAUAUCAUAAUGGAGCGUGGGGAACAGUUUGUAAAACAGGAUUUGAUGCUUCAACAGAUGGGGUUGCGUUUUGUGAAAUGCUCGGAUACAAUUAUACGAGCACUCCAACUAUUUACAACGUAACUGGAGGAUCGGGACCUGUAUGGCUGAGUAACGUGGAUUGCAGUAUACACACAGUUGACGUUGAGUUCUGUGCUCAUGAUGGUUGGGAAAAUACAACAUGCAAUCACGACAUGGACGUUGGACUUCGCUGCCGACAUACGAACCUUCAACUGAAAGGUGGUUCAGGGGCAUGGGAAGGUAGUGUGGAAUUUCUUCUGGACUCUACUAAUGCCUGGACAUCAAUAUGCGAUUCUGACUUUGGCGAAACGGAAGCAGAGGCUGUCUGUCGUAUGUUGGGUUAUAUUGGCAAAGAUGUCCACCAUGUUGAAUAUGCAGCAGGAUAUUUCCCAUCGAGCUACUCGCCAAAAAUUGGCAAUUUGACCUGUACCGGAAACGAGACAGAUAUUAGACAUUGUUCGGCCGUAUUCCGUACCAACUCUUCUUGUACUGCCAGUACUGCCGCCAGUAUUAAAUGCAGGAGUAUAAAUGUCAGACUUGUGGAUGGUCCACACAGCAGUGCAGGUAGAGUGGAAGUCUACCAUGAAGGACGCUGGGGAACGAUCUGUGACAGUCAAUGGGAUGAUGAGGAUGCCACUGUUAUAUGCAAAAUGUUGUCAGCGUAUCCAUACGAGGGUGAGGUGUUUGGUAAAGCUGUAAAAUCGUCAUAUUUUGGACGUGGUGAGGGUCCUGUCUGGCUUGCUGAUGUACGAUGUAGAGGAACAGAACAUGACAUUAAAGACUGCACAAAAAGCUGGGCAGGUGGUGUGAACUGCGAUCAUACAAACGAUGCUGGAGUCAUAUGCAGCUACCCAUACCAGAAGCGCCUUGCAAAUGGGAGAGACCAGUCUCAGGGACGUGUAGAAUAUCUCCAUUCUAGCUGGAAGGCGUACUGUGGACGAGGGUGGAAGGUGAACGAUGGAAAAGUUAUAUGCCGUGAGGUAGGAUAUUGGAAUGUCGAUCCUGUUAUACGUUACAAUGCCUCUUAUGGACCGGGCAGUACGAACUAUGAUCUACGUCCACAGUGUGAAGGUGAAGAGGGAAGCUUUGAGAUGUGUCGAUUUGAUAAACAGUAUGCGACAGCCUCAUGCACAUCCGCGGAAAGUGUUGGUGUGGAAUGUCGCCCACAACCUGCCAACAAGAAUAACGUUCGAGUGGUGGAUGGUGAAGGACCUUGGCGUGGACGACUCGAACUUUUGACCAACAACACAUGGGGUAGUGUCUGCUACGACUUCUGGAAUGCUACAACAGCCCUGAAAGCUUGCGAAACUUUAGGAUUCAAAUAUCUGAGUUCUGACGCAUCAAGUUUUAAAAUCUCACGAGGACUCACACCAAUGCAUUUUAAAUCUAUCAUCUGUGAUGCAUCUGACCUGAACAUAGGUUUGUGCAAGGCUAACUUCAACAUCAGUGAAUGUGAACAGAGACAUGCCGAGGCUGUAGGUGUUGAUUGCUCAGCUGGAAUAACAGUUACACUAUCACAGACAUAUUCUGGUCAGGUAAACAUCCAUAAGGCAACAAAUGCAUCCGUGAAUUGGUCGGUUUGUCACAAUACUGUGGAUACUAACGUUGCCAAGACUAUAUGUGCAAUGGUUGGAUACAACAAUACAGCACCAGUUAUAUCCACUGUGUCAUCCAGUAACCCCGUUCUGUUUACAAAUAUAUCUUGCAAUGGUUGGGAAUCACAUUUGUUACAAUGUACAACACAGAGAAAUGGGCCUUCAUGCAGUCAGAAAGGAGCAGUGAAAUGUUUCGAUUGUAUACAAACACUGAACACAGAAUCUGGAACGGUAUUAUCUAGUAGUUACCCGGGCUACUCGUCUAACACCGACUGCUUAAUUAUCAUCAACAAACAAGGAAAUACGGCAUUAAAACUGGAUUUCUCGGACUUUCAAGUAGCCGGUGACGGUGAUUAUGUAGAGGUAAAGGACGGAAAUGGUAAACAGUUGGGAUAUUUUACAACAAGUGAUAAUAUUCCGUUUCUUGUUUCUAAAGAGGGAUUCUAUAUUCGUCUUAGAUCGAACAGCAAUGACAACGCUAGAGGUUUUAAUGCUUCAUGGAGUCCUCUACGUAUAAUUGAUGCUGUACAUAUGGGAUGCGCGUCCAAGGGUUGGAAUGUAGCAGUGAAUAUGACCAUCCUGCGUGCACUAUAUCCGGACACUGGCGCAUCUCAGAUUAAACUGUCGGAACAAGAUUGUACAGGUCAGGUAAUGGGGGAUCUGGUUGUGUUCAAACAGAGCUACACAAAAUGUUCGACAACAUCAAAGGUAAUAGGCCAAUUUAUACUGUAUUUCAUUAUUGUAUACACCACUGUUUUUUUAUACAUUACGCCAUUUAUUGACUCAAUAAGAUUGAAUAUGCCGACAUUGGCGAAGAAAGAUCCUAAGCGAACAACAAACCGAAUAUUUUCAUAGAAUUGACAGUGGUUA